Sinocyclocheilus anshuiensis is the source of this 3424-nucleotide messenger RNA. RefSeq names its product disks large homolog 2-like. Gene Ontology annotation, molecular function: ionotropic glutamate receptor binding; protein kinase binding. Gene Ontology annotation, biological process: embryo development; receptor localization to synapse; chemical synaptic transmission. Bases 421 to 2520 code for a protein of 699 amino acids. Gene Ontology annotation, cellular component: neuron projection; postsynaptic density membrane; neuromuscular junction. The transcript is spliced from 19 exons. The record is from RefSeq and is a predicted model, not a curated record. NCBI's taxonomy places the organism in Eukaryota, Metazoa, Chordata, Actinopteri, Cypriniformes, Cyprinidae.
AUCUGUAGUAUUGUGGGCUUUGAUACUUGAUUUAAGGUUCAUAUAAGCUACAAAAGCUCUUGUUGUACCUGUCAACUGUCGACUUUCUGAGCGGGAACUGUGUUGCCGUACAACUUUUCCGUGUGGGCUCGGUGGCCCUUCCUCUCUUGGUUCCUGCUUGGCUGUGCUCCCUGCAGUAGACUUGCUGAGUGCCGCAGAGUGCUGGAUGCAGCGGUGGGGAAGUGAUUCAGGGCCUCCCCACAUCUCUGGCAUGCACUCUCUCUCUCUCACACACACACACACACAAACACGAUGAACACAGUCUCUGAGCCUGCCCAGAGAAAAGGAAGCCACUCCACAGAACAUGAACACCUCUCUGCUGUCCGAUUGAACACUCACUGAAACACACUCACACAUACAUACACACACACUCAGAGAAGCAUGCAGGAACAGAAAGUGAGGAGCCCAGAGAACAGGCCUCCUGCAGUACAGGGCUCCCAGCACCAAAGCCACUCUCCAGCAUGUAUGAACACAGCCCUGAUGAGCUCCCCCUGGUAUCGGUAUCAGGAUGAUGAUUCCCCUCCUCCAGAACAUGGCUUCCCGCGGCUCACCAAUGACGUUCGAGCGCCGGAGCUGGUGCACGUAUCGGAAAAGAACCUCUCAGAAAUCGAGAAUGUGCAUGGCUACGUUUCCCACGCUCACAUUUCACCACUUAAGCCUGCGCUGGUUACCCGGUUUGAUCUAACAUACCCGGGGGUGACCGCAGCAAACUACCUGGCAAGUCCUGCUCCAAUUAUUGUCAACACGGACACUUUGGAAACUGUACCAUACGUAAAUGGGACCGAAAUUGAAUAUGAAUUUGAAGAGAUUACAUUAGAGCGGGGUAACUCAGGGUUGGGGUUUAGUAUAGCAGGUGGUACAGAUAACCCUCACAUCGGCGAUGAUCCUGGGAUCUUCAUCACAAAGAUCAUCCCUGGAGGAGCGGCAGCUGAAGAUGGCAGACUCAGAGUGAAUGACUGUAUUUUGCGUGUAAACGACUCAGAUGUCUCGGAGGUGUCUCACAGUAAGGCGGUGGAGGCUCUGAAAGCGGCCGGAUCGAUUGUGAGGCUCUAUGUGCGCAGGAGGAGACCAAUGCUGGAAACCGUCACCGAAAUCAAACUCAUAAAAGGACCAAAAGGGCUCGGCUUCAGUAUUGCAGGUGGUGUGGGAAACCAGCACAUACCAGGUGAUAACAGCAUUUAUGUCACUAAAAUCAUUGAUGGGGGAGCUGCGCAGAAGGACGGACGGUUACAUGUUGGAGACAGACUGCUUAUGGUGAAUAACUACACUCUAGAAGAGGUGACCCAUGAAGAAGCAGUGGCCAUAUUGAAGAACACGUCAGAUGUGGUAUACCUAAAGGUUGGGAAACCCUCUAGUGUCUAUCUCUCAGACCCCUAUGGGCCGCCUGAUAUCACACACUCAUUCUCACCCGCUAUGGAAAAUCAUAUCUCUUCCCCCGGUAAUAAUGGCACUCUGGAAUAUAAGUCCAGUCUUCCGCCCAUCUCCCCCGGUCGAUAUUCCCCCCUGCCCAAGCACUUGCUGGUGGAAGAGGACAUUAACAGGUUGGAUGGUUUUUCCUUCCUACGAAAUCCCUCGUUAGAUGAGAUGGAAGGUCACAGGUUUGAUUCCCAGCACUUCCAGUUGAGGCCUCCAGAGCCAGUUUACAGCACUGUGAACAAAUUGAGUGACCGCGCCCCCUCUCCCCGUCUCUACUCCCCUGUGGAGUUUGAUAAAAGCCCCAUGCACUCAAUCCCCCACUUCCCUCACUAUCACGUAGGCCUGCUCCCUGACUCCGAGAUCACCAGGGAGCCCAGGAAGAUCGUUCUGCACAAGGGCUCAACUGGACUGGGCUUCAACAUCGUAGGAGGAGAAGAUGGAGAAGGCAUUUUUGUUUCUUUCAUACUUGCAGGAGGGCCCGCAGACCUCAGCGGAGAGCUGCGGAGAGGGGACCAGAUCCUAUCCGUUAAUGGAAUCGAUCUGCGAGGUGCCACUCACGAACAAGCUGCAGCUGCGCUGAAAGGAGCGGGCCAGACAGUAACCAUCAUCGCCCAAUACCGGCCCGAGGAACUUGCCCUGUGCUCCCCACGCCGGGCCCCGCCUCCAACUGCAGAAUACGGGCGUUUUGAGGCCAAGAUUCAUGACUUACGAGAGCAGAUGAUGAACCACAGCAUGAGUUCUGGAUCCGGAUCCCUCAGAACCAAUCAAAAACGCUCACUCUAUGUCAGGGCUCUGUUUGACUAUGAGAGGGCGAAGGAUAGUGGUCUGCCCAGUCAGGGGCUCAGUUUCCGAUAUGGAGACAUCCUCCAUGUCAUCAAUGCAUCUGAUGAUGAGUGGUGGCAGGCCAGGAGAGUGACGCCUGAAGGGGACAGUGAGGAGAUGGGCGUCAUCCCCAGCAAGAGGAGGGUGGAGAGAAAAGAGAGAGCUCGUCUGAAGACGGUUAAAUUCAAUGCAAAACCCGGUAGCCUCGAUUCUAAAGGGGUAAGUGUUCUAUUUGUUGAGUGAUUGUGUUUAAAAUGGUUUUAUCAGUGCCAACAUCCCAAAUUCUGUUCGCCCCAGUUUUCAGGUAUUAGCAGGAAGGGCCCAAUGAUUUAAUGACAGUUUAGACAGUUCACCAGCAGCCCCUGUUGUGUCUCUUCACUCAUCUAGUGUAAUAUCUGUCUGUCUCUUCCCUUUCUUCAGUCUAUCCGGCUUAGUUUCUGUCGUGCCCUGUCAUCUUGAAUUUAUUUUCCCAUUUCAAGUUGUGCUGGUGGGUCAUUGAGUCAGUCAGUCAGAGUGAAAGUGUGUGUGUGUGAGACUCAAUCCUUCUGCCGCAGUGUGACAGCUCACUCUGAGCUCUCAGCCUCAGUACUGCAGCGCAGCUCACAGAAGCAGCUUCAAUAUUACGUUUGUACAUAAAUGUGUCUCCUAAUGCGUCUUUUAUGAGAUCAGUAUUGUAAGGUCAUCUGUAGUAAAUAUUUCUUAUGUUUGUGUUUGAGAGGUGAACUGAAUAAAACCGAAGGAUGUAGGGUGUAUUUUUAGUUCGGCACACAACCGCAGCGCUGUUCAGAUUUUUAGCCUUAUGAUUCCCGCUAGUAUCCAUAGCAACAUUGCAGCCGGGCCUGCAAAUUUCCCUUGCUUUCUUGUCUCUUGUUCCUCUUUCUUUUUUUUCUCUCCCUCUGUCUUUUGAAGAUGGGAGAGGGGUGGGGGUGUUGGCACUGAUGGAUUACUUGAGGAUUUUGUUGUGUGGUUUUGUCUUGUGUUAAGAUGCACCAACUUGUAUAUGUAUUAUUUCAGGUUUAUGGCUCAUAGGAUUUCAGUGUUGAUUGAAAAUGCAUUGAUUAUAUGAUUGUUUAUGUGCAUUAUAAUAGAGAGGAUUAGCAUAGUUAUGAAUAUUCUCUUUAAUCACUAUCAGGGGUGCUAUUGGUUU